Molecule: messenger RNA, 342 nt
Organism: Rangifer tarandus platyrhynchus (Svalbard reindeer)
Lineage: Eukaryota; Metazoa; Chordata; Mammalia; Artiodactyla; Cervidae
Source: the annotation of a GenBank genome assembly
AUGUCUUGGCAGAGAGACCAGCUGCCCCUAGCCAGGCCUCCCCUUUUCAAAAUCGCUUCUCUAGCCAUUGCUCCCCACCCCACCCUUGAGCUGAAGUACCCCUCUGUCCGUAAGCUGAGGCGAGGACAACUGCGCUUCUCCCAGCACCAAGGCCACAGGCGGAAGCCACCCGUGAGUGGCGUGUUCCUCCCCCAUCCUGCCCCUGCUGGCUCCUCUGGGAGUGACCUUAUCCAGCAAGUGAGCCUUCCACAGCCAGCCUUGCCCAUCAGCCCAGGGCUCGCCUGGAUAAAGAUGCUGCCUCCCUCGUGGCCUGUGGGGCCGUCAGCAGCUCGGGGUGGGUGA